Prinia subflava (tawny-flanked prinia) is the source of this 7740-nucleotide messenger RNA. It is a transcript of the gene B3GALNT1, whose product is annotated as beta-1,3-N-acetylgalactosaminyltransferase 1 (Globoside blood group). The coding region runs from base 888 to 1874 and encodes 328 amino acids. The transcript has 4 exons. Lineage: Eukaryota; Metazoa; Chordata; Aves; Passeriformes; Cisticolidae. The record is from RefSeq and is a predicted model, not a curated record. Gene Ontology annotation, molecular function: N-acetyl-beta-D-glucosaminide beta-(1,3)-galactosyltransferase activity. Gene Ontology annotation, cellular component: Golgi membrane.
UGCUCCGGGAUCAGGGCAGCGCAGGCUGCUCAGCUGCCGUGUGCUCUGAGCCCUCGCUGCCCCGAGCUGGCACGGACGGAGCCGGGGCUGUGUUUGCUGUGCCAGGCUGUGACCGGCCCGUGCGGGUCCAGUUCGCCUUUCAGCUCAGCCUUUCUGCAGAACCAGAGCCCGGCAGAGCUCAUUCAGCACCGACCGAUCCGAGCCCCAGCUCUGCACCGUGACCCCCUCGUACACCGAGCAGCUCACCCCAAACCCCGCACGCUGCCAAGCUGUGCACCACGGUAUUCCUGCGCUGGAUUAAGCCCCGAGGUGUGAUGGAUGCACUAAUCCGGCAGCGAGCGCUCUCUGGGGGCACUGGCAGCGGCCGGGCAGGAAGGGGAGGAGGUUCCGCGGGCUGUGCCCGGCCUUUGCUCUGCCCGCUGCCGGAGGGGAGCCCCGGAGCGGCCGCCGGGAGGGCGGAGGAGCGGGGCCCGCUCGCCGCGGGUGCUCCGAGAGGCGGAAGGGAGGCGGCUCCUUCCCGCUGCGGCCGGCCCUGGACACGUCUCAGCUUGGACAAAAAUGAAAGUCAUGCCCUGGAAGGAGCUGCUGUCCACAACUGGAAGGGAAAAACUGCCGGCAGAAAGUCUGGAAGUGGAGGAGGAGCUGGAAAAGCAGCACCUGCACCGUGACUGAGCAGAAACGCUCAGACCUCGCUGCCUCAACUUCCUCACUUUGCUUUAAGCACUUCAAAUAGGAGAAGAAACACCAAAAUUCUGAGGCCUCUGAGCCCCCAUUUCCUGGAGCCUUCGUUGGGUUUUGUGCUUUGUGCACGGUGUCCUGUCCUUGAGCAAGGAUGAUGCUCCAGGAUUGGUGGAACAGAUUCUGAGGGGCACCAGCAGGUCCCGGCCAUGACACCGGGUCCGGUCAGCGCCUUGUACGUGAGACCCUUGAAAUGGCUCUUCCUGUUGCUGCUGGUGUUCUCCGUGGUCAGCAUGUGGUACAUCACCCUCUCCUCCAACGCCGGCCUGGACAACGUGAACCUGCUCUACUUCUACGAGUACGAGCCUGUGUUCCGGCAGCAGCGCCCGUUCACGCUGCGCGAGCGCGCCGCCUGCGCCCACACCCGCCCCUUCCUGGUCAUCCUGGUGGCUUCCAGGCCCAGGGACGUGCAGGCCAGGCAGGCCAUCAGGAUCACCUGGGGCUCCCGGGAUUCCUGGUGGGGCCAGCGCAUCCUGACCCUGUUCCUGCUGGGGCGGGACGCGCACAGGGAGGACACGGCGGCGGCGCUGUCGGUGGAGGAUGAGAGCGUUCUCUACGGGGACAUCAUCCGCCAGGAUUUCAUGGACACCUACGACAACCUCACCCUCAAGACCAUCAUGGCCUUCCAGUGGUUCUCCGAGUUCUGCUCCAACGCCAGGUUCUUCAUGAAGGCCGACGCCGAUGUCUUCAUCAACACUCCCAACCUGGUGAAGUUCCUGCUGCAGCUGAACUCCUCAGAGAACCUUUUCACUGGCUAUCCCCUCAUCAAUAACUUCGCCUACAGGGGCUUGGACAGAAAAAGAUUCAUCUCCUACGAGGAAUAUCCCUUCAAGGUGUUUCCUCCCUACUGCAGCGGGCUGGGAUACAUUCUGGAUGGAAAACUGGCCCUGAGGACCUACGAGCUGAUGGGCCACGUCAGACCGCUGAAAUUUGAGGAUGCUUAUGUGGGGAUUUGCUUAAAUAUACUCAAAGUCAACGUCACCAUUCCAGAGGAUGCAGAACAAUUCCUUAUCGAUAAAAUCGACUUUGAUGUCUGUAAGUACAGACAGCUGAUUGCAGUUCAUGGCCUUACAUCAAGUGAGCUGGUGCAGUUUUGGCAGGAUUUGUCAUCUGACACUUCAAAACCUUGCCUUUGAUUUUGAGAAACCUCAGUUUGGUGUAAGAGUGGCCUCUGGAGAUGACCCUGGGUGCUCUAGGGCAUUCCAGUAAAAACAGGUUUCACAAAGGACUUUUCCAUGUGUGCAUCCCACACCCAGAGGGUAUCCUGGAAUGCUCUGUCCCAUCUGCCCCUGCUGCCUUUCCACGUGCUCGGAAUAACCCUGGGAUUUCCCCCGGGAAUCUUCUGGAAUGUACAAAAUGCCAACGAGGAAAAAUAUUCAUGCCAAGAAAGCAGCUCUGAGGAUGCUUCCCAAAUUCCUGCCUGGAUUGUUUUUAUUGUUUUGUUGCCACUCUCCAUUAUUUGUUCUCUGCCCAGCAUGAAAUUUAACCCAACUCAACCUAACCUAUUUUUCCUGUGGAACCCUCCAGAGAGUGUCACACCUUGGUAUUUAAAUGUGUCACCUCCACAAGGCUUCCACAACAGCCUGGGGAUCCUGUGGGAUCUGCAGGAGCUGGUGAGAAGUGCAGGGAAUGGGGUGCACUUUGUGUGUCCACACUGACUGCAGUGGCCUUGGUGUCUCUGCUGGUGUUCCCAGAGAGAUCACGUGGAGCUCACGAGCAAUUUGGACACCCCAAAAAUAUUGGGCUCAUCAAUUCCCUCACCCCUGUGUGUGUGUGUGAUGCAUCCCAGGAGUUUUGGAACCCUGUGGGGAAGAUGAAGAAUCAUUCCUGUUGUGAUUUACCUCUUGUUGCUAAAUGGGUUUUUUUUGUUGCAAUUUUAAAAUGGGAAAAGGAAGAAAUUCCCCCGUUGAUACUUUAAAGAAAACCAACUCUACCCUGUGUGUAAAGACCGGGUUUUAAUCACUUUAUUCAUACCAGCAAGGCCCAGUUUUCAGUAGUUUACACUUCUAAUGGACAACGAUACAGAGUCUGCAACUGCAUGAACAGAAUUCACCUGGACACAUCCACGACACGGGGGAGAGACUCCGGAGCCGUCCUGGCCGCGCUCCCAGGGCUUCUCCCCGGGCUGGCACAGCCCCACAGCCCCUCUGUCUCUCAGAGACAACGCCCAGGGGCUGCCACCCCUGCAGGGCAGAGCUGGGGCUCUCAGGGGCUCCAGCCGGGCUGCAGGGCAGGGCUGGGGCUCUCAGGGGCUCCAGCCGGGCUGCAGGGCAGGGCUGGGGCUCCAGCCGGGCUGCAGGGCAGGGCUGGGGCUCUCAGUGCCCCCAGCCGGGCUGCAGGGCAGGGCUGGGGCUCUCGGGGGCUCCAGCCGGGCUGCAGGGCAGGGCUGGGGCUCUCGGGGGCUCCAGCCGGGCUGCAGGGCAGGGCUGGGGCUCUCGGGGGCUCCAGCCGGGCUGCAGGGCAGGGCUGGGGCUCUCAGUGCCCCCAGCCGGGCUGCAGGGCAGGGCUGGGGCUCUCAGGGUCCCCAGCCGGGCUGCAGGGCAGGGCUGGGGCUCUCAGUGCCCCCAGCCGGGCUGCAGGGCAGGGCUGGGGCUCUCAGGGGCUCCAGCCGGGCUGCAGGGCAGGGCUGGGGCUCUCAGUGCCCCCAGCCGGGCUGCAGGGCAGGGCUGGGGCUCUCAGUGCCCCCAGCCGGGCUGCAGGGCAGGGCUGGGGCUCUCAGGGUCCCCAGCCGGGCUGCAGGGCAGGGCUGGGGCUCUCAGUGCCCCCAGCCGGGCUGCAGGGCAGGGCUGGGGCUCUCAGGGGCUCCAGCCGGGCUGCAGGGCAGGGCUGGGGCUCUCAGUGCCCCCAGCCGGGCUGCAGGGCAGGGCUGGGGCUCUCAGGGGCUCCAGCCGGGCUGCAGGGCAGGGCUGGGGCUCUCGGGGGCUCCAGCCGGGCUGCAGGGCAGGACUGGGGCUCCAGCCGGGCUGCAGGGCAGGGCUGGCUCUGCGCUGGGGUUGGAGCAUGGGCUUGUGGCUUUUAGGGAUGAAAAGGUCUUGGGGACAACACUCUCCAGACAGGGAUCUCACAUGUCAGUGUUCUGAUGGUGAGGUCAAAGCUUUUAAAAAAUAAAGGCCUUUUUUUUUUAAUUUUUUUUUUUUGGAGGAUACAGUAUUGCAUAACUGAGGGAAUGACGGUCGUGUGUUCCUGGAUCCAGGUGAAAUUCCAGCAGUGCCGUGGUUUAGGAGCUGGGAUUUGAUUGUUCUCUGAGCAGCUCCUGGGAGAACUGCCUUGUUCUGGGAUUGUUUGCACAUCUUAAACCCCAAACUCCUCUGCCUUUCUGCCUGCCUGCCAUGUGAAAUGCUUAGAAAUAAAUUAUUUACCACAAGAACACUGAUACCAUAGCACAGCUUGUAUUGCUUUAUAAAAAAAAAAAAAAGGUAAUGAUGACUCUGCUGCCUUCAGAAAAUGGAUAAAGCAGAGAGUGCCUGUGGGAAGGGAGGGAUGGGAGUCCUGGGGAGGUGAGGAUGGCCACAAAUUCUCCUGUCACCUGCAGGAAUUUGGGGUUUUUGUGCCCCCAAGGCUGACACUGCUCACAGGUUCCAAGGCUUAGGCUGACACACAGUGAUCUCUUUGUGCCACCUGAAAUGAAUUGUCAUUUACAGUGCCAGCAGCACUGGACAAACAUCCAACAUCCAUCCUGCCCCUGCUUUUCCAGAAGAAACCUCAUCUCCAAAUCUGGCUUGUGUUUGAUCCUGACUUUAUUAUUGCUUAAAAGCCUGUAAAAUUCCUCGCUGAGCUCCUGUUUCUGCUCAAACCAUUCUUAGGGAAGUUUUCCAUGUGACCAGCCUGGCAAAAGGUGAAAAACCUUAAAAGUAUGAAAUAAUCUGGGCUUUGAAGUGGGAGGGGCCCAAAUUUUAUUGCAUCUGCCUAGAAUAUUGUACUAAAAACAAAGUGCAAAACACAGGCUAAAGGUUUCCCAAAUUCUGAGGGGCUUUUUUUGUCGUGCAGCUGUAUUAAAUCAGAAUUGCAAAUAUUUGUGAUUUUGAUAGGAAAACAGUGGGGUUUUCUGACCUGAAAAGCCUAAUAAUAAUAAUAAUAAUAAUAAUAAUAAUAAUAAUAAUAAUAAUAAUAAUAUUAAUAAUAAAUUGGGCAAAGAUGUUUGGAAGUUGCUGCUGGGUGGGGAGCAAAAGUGGGUUCUGAGGUGAAAUUCCCAGUCUGGAUGUUAUUUCAAAGGAGUGAAAAUGCUGCAAUGCUUUGUGUGCAUCCUGGAACAAACAAAUUCCCAAUAAAUCACACAGGAGAUGAAGGGGCAGCAUUCCCUGUGGUCAGUGGAAUUGGAUGUUUGGGAUAUUUGCCUAAAUUUUGCCUCACAUUUACGGAUGAUCGGUGUCAGGGCAUGGAAAAUGGAGAGGCUGCCUGCGUCCAUGGAUGCAACUCCACAGGCUUCAAAAAAUGCAGAACUGGCCACUAAAAAUGCUUGGAAAAAAAGUGCUUUAGUUCCCUAUUGCUCAGAUAAUUCCCAGAGUCAUCCCAGACUGGUUUGGGUUGGAAGGAACCUUAAGAACCACCACAUUCCAACUUCCUCAGGACUGAGCAGAGCAGACACAGGAGCUGCUCCAAUCCAUCACAUCUGGGAAUUUUUCCCUCAGGAAUUGCCCUCAAACCUCAGUUUGUGGUUCAGGAAAGGUUUCAGCAGCACCCACUGGGUUUUGCUUUCCAGAGCACCCAGAUUAUCCUCCAGAGCUGGCCACAGCUGAUCCCUGGAAUUUUAAGUUACCUCAGGAAAAUCCGUAUUUAUCCACCUGCUCCCCUAAGCCUUGUGCAGUCAGCACUGUAAGAACAAAAGAAACUUCAGCUCAUUAUUGACUGUGCAGAUCUUUGUGAGUUUUAGCAAGGCCAUUGAUGAAUACAUCGGGCACAAGGGGCAGCAGCUCUGGGCUCUGCAGUGGCUGAAUUCCAGCAGAACAUUCUCACUUGGAAUUUUGUCCAGAGGCCUAAAAUCCUACUUUGGGAGACAAAAGGCUGGUGAGGGUUUUUGUCUGUAGUAUAAUCAUUAAAUGCUUCUCUGUGUAAAACAAGUAUCAGCUACAUUAGCAGUAAAUCCACAUUAUUUAAAGCAGGGCUGUCCCGUAUCCUGAGACACAAAAUUCCCUUUUUUUCCCUUUUAUUUAGGCUGUGGCAUUGCUGUUUCUGCAGCCAACACUGCUCAAGCUGCUGCAGCGCUUUAAUUCUGACUUCUGGACUCUAAAAUCCUCACAAUAAUUUUGAUUUCGCCUCUGGAGAUGGAUGAGCCCUGCGAGAACAGCAGCAGUGGCAGCUGGAAUCCUGGUGCCGGGGGAUUUGUGGGGAUGUCGGGGCAGGCUCGGGCCGGGAGAAGGAGCCGCGGUGCCACCAGGGGCUGUCCCCAGGAAUUCCUGGAUGAGCCUGGGUGAGCUCCCGGUUGAAGAAUCGGGAAACAUCCCGGGUGAGUGAGCCGGGAGCUGGGAUACCCCCGGGAUCAGCCGGAAUUCCCGAGCCAGCUCCCUCCUGUCACCUCGGGCCAUCGGGAGGGGGACGCUCUUGGGCAGAGCGGUGCCCCGAGGCUCGGGAUGUCCCCAAGGGGACCCAGCCACCAAACUCCCGGGAGGAGCAGGCAGGAGGAGCUGCCAGCCGUGCCCGGGGCAGCUCCCUGGGCCGGGAGAGAGCACAGCCCGAGCCCUUCUGCCCCAGCCAGCGGGACAUCCCUGCCCACGGGAUGUUCCUGCCCACAGGACAUUCCUGCCCACGGGACAUUCCUGCCCACGGGACAUCCCUGCCCACGGGAAUUCCUGCCCACAGGACACUCCUGCCUACGGGAAUUCCUGCCCACAGGACAUCCCUGCCCACAGGACACUCCUGCCCACAGGAAUUGCUGCCCACGGGAAUUCCUGCCCACAGGACAUCUCUGCCCACAGGACACUCCUGCCCACAGGAAUUGCUGCCCACGGGAAUUCCUGCCCACGGGACAUCCCUGCCCACGGGAAUUGCUGCCCACGGGAAUUCCUGCCCACGGCACCGGGCAGCCCUGCCCGGAUGGAGGAUGGAUGGAGCGUUAAGGCAGUGGGAGAACCCUGGAUUGAUCAGCUUGCAUAAGCAAUUAUGUACAAGGAAUUCAUCCUGUCAGCCUCCAGCUGUGUCACGACAGAGUUUGGCACGAAUCAGCGCGGUUGGAAGCUGGAAAGGCCUCGGUUUGGAGGAGGAACUUCCAAACCUUCCAGCUGGGAGCACAGGUAGGCACUGCACGCGGCUGUGGGAGCCUCUCACCUCCAUCAGUCCUUCCUCUUCAAGCCUGAAGCAGCUGAAGCUCCUUUUUUAAAGUCAUCAAAGCAAAAAUCCCCGGGCUGAGCAGAGAUCAUUGGCAUGGAUGGCUUUGGCCAGGACAGCGCUGCCAGGGAGGGGGCAGAGGAAACUGCAGGUGCUGAAGCAGUUCUUGCUGCAGCUGCAGCCCCUGGGAGGCUGUGGGAGCUGCCUGGAGGGGCUGGAGUGCCAGGGAAUGAUCCUGGAACGAUCCAGGCAAGCCACAAACCUGCUGUGUUUGCCUGAACCUGUGAGCGUGGCUCACUCCCAGCGUGAGCUGCUCUCCCAGAGCUCCCUCCUGGCUGGGAAUUCCUGCCAGCGCGUUUCCCUGCCUGUCCCAGUGCUGGAGGAGCAGCCAGCUGUGCUCCAGAGGCCGUGGAUCCCUCAGGAAUGCUCACUGGCCCUGGGAUGCUCCGUGCAGCCAGCAGCUCCCAUCCCAGCGCUGUCACCUGUCCUGUUUUUCUGGGAACCUUCCAUCAUUCCAGCUUCUGCAGCAGUGCCUGGGAUGGUUUGUGGGGAUGCCUCUGGACACAAACAUCCCUCUCCUUUAGGGCUGCUGGCUGGAAUUCCCCUUUUCCCGGGGCAGCUGUGGCCUCCAAAGGAAAGGCACAACGGGAACAUCUGCAGAGGAGGAGGCAGGGAAGGCAAACUCCACAGACUGUGCCUGGAGCAGCUCUGCAUUCCUGGCCCAGCAUCCAGCAUUCCCAG